Messenger RNA from Entamoeba invadens IP1, 1258 nucleotides. RefSeq lists its product as hypothetical. NCBI's taxonomy places the organism in Eukaryota, Evosea, Mastigamoebida, Endamoebidae. The record is from RefSeq and is a predicted model, not a curated record. The transcript has a single exon. The annotation marks the transcript as partial.
UUUUCAAGGCAGAGUCGAAGAAACGACUUUCAGAAAACUUGGAUCGAAGCCAAAGUACGACAUUUACAUUGACAAGAAUCUGGUGACGUGGGUGGAUGGCAAAAAAUUCUUUCCCAUUGGAGCUUAUAUGAACGACCUUAAUCAAUUUGACAUAGAUCAUUUCAAUGAUUCACCAUUCAAUUUGAUGAAGGUUGGUGGGCACUCCAACAAAAAGGCACUCGACGACUUGUACGAGAAAACACAUGGAAAAAUCAGAGCACUCAAUCCAAUGGCAAAUAUGUACUGUGGAACAAACCAGACGUUGAAAAACAAUUACUUAGCAACCAUGAAAGCAUUGAUUGAAGAUACUCAGACGUCAAAAGGACUCUUUGGGCAUUAUAUCACAGACGAACCGGGUGCGUCGUGUGCUCCAAUGAUGAAAGAGGUGACGCGUAUGAUCAGAGAAAUAGAUAGGCAACACGUCUCGUGGCCGACGAUCAAUUUGAGAUUCAAUUAUGACAUAUUUAAAGAGGGAUUUGAUUGUGUUGGUAUUGAUGAUUACCCCGUCCAAACAUUUGACAGCUUGCAGUCCAUUUGGGUGAUGGUGACGCAAGGAAGAAAGAAGAUGAUGAAUUCAAGAGCGAUGUGGGCUGUUCCUCAAAUAUUUGAUUGGACUGUUUAUAACGACAGUUAUAACUUGGACUGGUCAAAGGAAUUUCCACCAACAUAUGACCAGUUGAGAAACAUGGUGUAUCAAUUUAUUGCUUCUGGUGCGAUGGGUGUUGUGUACUACGACUACACUGAAAUGAAAGUAAUGGACUAUAAACACCCAUUUGAAAAAGAAUGGACGAAAGUCAAGGAUGUCACUUAUGAACUCCGAGACAAAUUCUCUGACAUCAUCCUAUGUGUGGAAGACCCAAUCAACACGGAUUACAAAAUCCCUGUCAACUUGGGACUGGACUUUACUAAUUACGUCUCGACACGACAGUGGAGCUGCAAUGGAUCGGAUUAUAUAUUAGUUGUGAAUGUGAGAAACGUGUUGUAUAAUUACACAUUCUACAAACCAAACAAGUCGUACUGUUUGGAACAACUGAUGGGAAAUGGAACUGCUACAACAAUAAAUGGAACGUCUAUUUCUUUGAAAAUGGACAGAAUGGACGUCUUCUGGUUCCGUGGUUACAAAAGCAAAAAGAGUGAAUGCGAUGAAAUCAUUAAUCUGUCUAGUACAAAUGGCAUUUACGUUCUUAUGGCUAUGGCUCUUUUUAUGAUUUUAUUGUAA